AUGCUCAUAAUCGGCCUCACCGGCUCAAUAGCCACAGGCAAAUCAACAGUCUCAGCCCUCCUCUCAUCACCUCCCUACAAUCUCCCCAUAAUCGACGCCGACGUCCUCGCUCGCAAAGUAGUCGAACCAGGCACAGCAGGCUACAAAGCAAUAGUAAACUACUUCGGCCCGAAUACACCCGACCUCCUCCUCACAGAACCCAACACACCCAACGGCCAACCCCUCAACCGCCCAGCGCUAGGCCGCCGCGUCUUCGGCUCAACAGAAGAACGCAAACGCGAUCGCCAAGUCCUAAAUGGCAUCAUCCAUCCAGCCGUCCGCUGGGAAGUCUACAAAUCCCUAAUCUACCACUACAUUCGUGGACAAUGGGCCGUCGUCCUGGAUGUUCCCCUGCUAUUCGAAAGCGGGAUGGAUCUCAUCUGCGGAACGGUUAUUGUCGUUGGUGUUCAUGACCCCGCUGUACAGAUGGCGCGUUUACGGGCCCGCGAUGCGCAUCUCACAGCUGAGGAUGCGGAGAAUCGGGUGCGGAGCCAGGGUGAUGUGAGGGUGAAGGCGGCGCAGGCGGAGUUUAGGGGGACGAAGGGGGCGAGGGGGGUUGUUGUUUGGAAUGAUGCUGAUAAGGAUGAGCUGGAGAAAGAGGUCAGGGGUGCUAUGGCUAGUGUUGAGGCAUCAAGUCCGAGGUGGUGGGCUUGGGCGCUGCUUGUUGCGCCGCCUGUGGGUGUGGGUAUUGCGGUUUGGAAUUUGGCAGUUAAUUUUGCGACCCAGAAGGGGUGGGAAAGGAAGAAAAAUGAGGAGAAGGCGAAAUUAUAG
Penicillium longicatenatum is the source of this 810-nucleotide messenger RNA. RefSeq names its product putative dephospho-CoA kinase. Lineage: Eukaryota; Fungi; Ascomycota; Eurotiomycetes; Eurotiales; Aspergillaceae. Gene Ontology annotation, biological process: coenzyme A biosynthetic process. The record is from RefSeq and is a predicted model, not a curated record. Gene Ontology annotation, molecular function: dephospho-CoA kinase activity; ATP binding. The transcript has a single exon. The coding region runs from base 1 to 810 and encodes 269 amino acids.